AUGGCCUCUAUUCGCGUUCUUUCCUUCGAUGCUGAGGGCCGUCCCGUGCAGUUCACUUCCUGGCUCGACGACCUGCAGUUGUAUCUUAUGAGCAAUAGCACGGACCACAUCUCCCUCUAUGACUACGCGUCUGGUGCUGCCGCUGCUCCUGCUGCCACAGCCGAGCUUAGUGUACGUUCACAGUGGCAGACUCGUGACGCUGCAGCUCGCCUGGCUAUUCGCAGUCACCUGCCGUUAGCUGAGCUAGAGCACUUUGGCGACUGCAAAACCGCUAAAGCCCUAUAUGACGCUGUCGUUGCUCGCUACUCCUCACCUGCCACAGCCGAGCUUAGCCGUCUCAUGCUGCCUUACCUGUUCCCUGACCUGUCCGCCUUUGCUACAGUCGCCGAUCUUAUCACCCACCUUCGCACUAGUGAUGCUCGCCUGCUCACCCGUCUCCCUGACACCCUCAGCUCAGUGCGCGACUAUUUCCUUGCUCGCUGUCCCACUGAGCUCACGAGAAGAGGAGCCCUCCUAGAGGAGAAGCUGCUAGCAGCCGAGAAGAGCAUUGUAGCUGUAGGUGCUGCUCGCGGCGCUCCUCGCACCCCCAUCUUUGAGGGGUGCUCUCCCUCUCCCCUCGCUCCCUCCUAUGCUACUGCUGCUGCUGUUGACUUCCUUGGUGCUGAGUCUGCUGGCGCUGCUUCUGCUCCUGGUGGGAGGCGCCGCACCGGCAAGGGCAAGGGGGGCAAGGGUGGCGGGGGUGGCGCUGGGGGGGGAGGGGGUGGGGGAGGUGGGGGGGGAGGCGGUGCUGGAGGGAGCGGUGGCGGGAGUGCCGGUGGGAGUGGGGCCGGCGGCGGAGGCGGGGGCGGCGGCGGGAGCAGUGGCGGUGGUGGCAGCGGCGGCAGUGGCGGCGGUGGCGGUAGUGGCGGUGGCGGUGGCGGUGGUGGCGGUCGGAGCGGAGGUAGUGGCGGCGGUGGAGGUCGGAGUGGAGGCACCGGCUCGGGCCAGAGCUCCCAGCAGCAGCAGCGUCCCCAGACGACCCAGCAGCUUCGUGAGUGGCUUGCUCAGCGUGGGACGUCGGGGGGCAGUGGCCGCUGUUCCUAUGUCAUUCGCACAGGUGAUCGCAAGGGGCAGACGUGUGGAAAGUUCCACACUCAGUACCGCUGCUUCUUCCGCCUUGACGACGCUUGGCGUGAGGAGAUGGGCGAGGAUGUUGAGCGCCCUCGCUGGGCUGAGCUGAUGAGGGCUGGUGUUGAUAUCUUUGCUCUUGACUAUGAUGCCAUUAUUGCUGCCAUGUAUGCAUUGACUGUUAGUGCCGAGGGAGACUGUUACUUGUGUGUGCCGCCUGACCCAGGUAUAGGGCCCGCUGCCCUAGGUACUAGUGAGUCUGCUCUCUCUGGUAUGGUGCCCCCUGUACCUGCUCCCUCCAGCACUGUCCCUGCUGCUUGCGAGUCUGCUCUCUCAGGUACAGCACCCACAGAGACUGCUCUCUCAGGUACUGCACCGGCUGAGACCUGUCACACCUUCACCCUUGACUCAGGUGCUUCCCGCUGCUUCUUUCGAGACAGUACUGAGCUCACACCGCUUCCUGCACCGGUCCCAGUCGAUCUGCUAUGA
This is a messenger RNA of Closterium sp. Yama58-4, 1596 nucleotides long. The record is from the annotation of a GenBank genome assembly. NCBI's taxonomy places the organism in Eukaryota, Viridiplantae, Streptophyta, Zygnematophyceae, Desmidiales, Closteriaceae.